This is a messenger RNA of Eleginops maclovinus (Patagonian blennie), 5635 nucleotides long. It is a transcript of the gene lpin1a, whose product is annotated as lipin 1a. The transcript is spliced from 23 exons. The record is from RefSeq and is a predicted model, not a curated record. Gene Ontology annotation, cellular component: mitochondrial outer membrane; nucleus. The coding region runs from base 303 to 3113 and encodes 936 amino acids. NCBI's taxonomy places the organism in Eukaryota, Metazoa, Chordata, Actinopteri, Perciformes, Eleginopidae. Gene Ontology annotation, biological process: cellular response to insulin stimulus; fatty acid catabolic process; triglyceride biosynthetic process. Gene Ontology annotation, molecular function: transcription coactivator activity; phosphatidate phosphatase activity.
UGAUAACGAUUUUUAGAGGGAAAUAUUCAUACAUAACAUUAUGUGACAUCAGCACCUGCUCAGCCAAUCAGGUCGCCCUGUUCGUGCAGCCCCUGUGGAACUGGGAGGACUGUUUUAACUGCGGUUAAAAAGCAAAGCAGCCUCGAGCAGUGAAGUCAAGAUCAAAUGUGAAGAAAGCCUUACAGACAAUAAUUAAUCUGCAGGCUAUCAUGUAACGGACUAACACUGCAGAGCACUUUUUGGUGGAACAUUUGGAUGGCGGAAAGAUUUCGAAGCGAAGAGCGACAACAAUAAAUAAUACCAUGAACUAUGUGGGUCAGUUGGCGGGUCAGGUGUUUGUGCAGGUCAAAGAGCUUUACAGGGGACUCAACCCUGCAACCCUGUCAGGAUGUAUAGAUGUCAUCGUGGUUCGGCAGCCCGAUGGCACCCUGCAGUGCUCCCCCUUCCACGUCCGCUUCGGCAAGAUGGGUGUGCUGCGGUCCAGUGAGAAACUGGUUGAUAUUGAAGUUAAUGGAGAGCCGGUGAGUUUGCACAUGAAGCUGGGAGAGAAUGGAGAGGCCUUCUUCGUUAAAGAAACUGAGAACACGAUGGAAAUAGUUCCGUCCUACCUUGCAACCUCACCCAUCGUGUCGACUGGUGCGGAAUUAAUGGAGUCCCAGCUUGGCAGGGGCACUCUCCGUCAUCAUGACACCAUCCCCUGCGGUUCACUUCCUGUCCAGAGCCUUGGACUGCUGCAAAGUGAUGUCGGGAUGAUCAAGAAGAGGAGGAAGAGGAGGAGGAAGGCACGACCAGAGGCAGGCGGUGGAGGAGGUGGAGGCAGGAGAGAGGAGAGUGAAGAAGAGUUCUCGGAGGACCAGGACAUGUUUACUAUUGACCUGAGCUCCGAUGAAGAGAGAGAGGGUGACAGCAGACCUGUGUACAGUGAUCAGGGGUCUAUAGCCAACACGCUCACACACCCCAGCACUGAUUGGAUCCGUUCACAGAGUCAUGGGGUCAAGACGAUCGACACGCUGUCCAUCCCUUCAGCCUGUGGUCUGUCCAUCUCUUGUCCUCAGCAGGUUUCUCACUUCCCCUCCCAUCUUAGCCUCGACGAUUCUAGGUCAUCAACACCGAAGAGCGACUCAGAGCUAAGCAAUCAGAACAACCCUGAGAUGUUGUGGACCUGGGGGGAGCUGCCACAAGCCGCCCAGCCCGACUUCCUGACUGCCCUCCAGAAGCAGGACCCUCCCCCAGCGGUCUCCAUCCCGGUGUCUUCCAGCACUCACUUCAGAACCAUCAUUGACACUGGACCCCCCUCCUUUAAUCUCUAUGCUCCCCAGCUGGAGGACACUGCUGCUCACAGGGAGGACAAGGACACUGAAGAAAACAAAAGUGGAGGCAUGGCUGGAAUAACUACGCAGACUUCGGUCAGACCUGGAGUGGGAGAGGUGGAAAAUGUUGGGCCACCUUGUGCAGAGAUGGAGGGUUUCUCAGCCAGCUCAUUGUCUCCAAGGGUUAUCCCAGAUCAUCUUGAAGAAGGUGCGCCUGGAGGAAGUCCCAGCAGAGUAACUGAUUCACCAUCCAAGAGGAAAGAAAAAAGAAGCCAACACCUUGGUGCUGAUGGCAUUUACCUGGAUGACAUAACCGAGCUGGAGCCUGAAGUAGCUGCUCUCUACUUCCCUAAAAGUGACGGUGGCAGCAGCUCCAUGAGAGGCGACUCUGAGUUGAUGAUGAUGGGUGUGCGGAGUGCAAAUCAGUCCCCUCAGUCAGAGGGAAGCAGUGGGAUGGGCAGCAGUGGGAUGGACAGCGGUGUUGACAGUUUGUCUGACCACAUAGGGGACCUGCCUCAUGUUGCCAUCUCUUUGUGCGGAGGACUGACUGACAACAGAGAGAUCACAAGAGAUCAGUUCCAGGAGAGAGCAAUUUCCUACAAGCAGUUCUCUGAAACCCCUUCUAUUAUCGAUGACCCCAACCUGGUUGUCAGGAUAGGAAACAAGUACUACAACUGGAACACAGCAGCUCCUGUCAUGCUGGCCAUGCAGGUUUAUCAGAAACCACUGCCGCAGGCCUCAGUGGAGAACAUCAUGAAGGAGAAGAUGCCAAAGAAAGGAGGACGCUGGUGGUUCUCAUGGAGGAGCCGGAACAGCGACUCCAAAUCAGAAUCGGUGACAGACGUUGGAGGAGACAGUGGAGAAGGCUCACUCACUAUGCCCUCAAGCAUUAAGGAUGAGUCAUCCUCUAGUGAUGAGGACAACAGAUCGUCCAAUCAGGCCUCACGAUCCUGCCAGCCGGAGCCCCUCAUGAGUCCUGGCAGCGUCUGUUAUAAGAAGACUCUUCGGCUCAACUCAGAGCAGCUUGCUAGCCUGCAGUUGAAGGAGGGUGCUAAUGAAGUGGUGUUCAGUGUGACCACUCAGUAUCAGGGCACGUGUCGCUGCCAUGGCACCAUCUAUCUGUGGAGCUGGGAUGACAAGAUAGUCAUCUCUGAUAUAGAUGGAACCAUCACCAGGUCAGACACCCUGGGUCACAUCCUCCCCACUCUGGGUAAAGACUGGACCCACCAGGGUAUCGCUCGACUCUACCACAAAGUUAGCCAGAAUGGAUAUAAAUUCAUGUUCUGCUCAGCGAGGGCCAUUGGCAUGGCUGACAUGACGCGAGGAUACCUGCACUGGGUCAAUGAGAGGGGAACCAUGCUACCUAUGGGCCCGGUGCUGCUCAGCCCCAGCAGCCUUUUUUCUGCCUUGCACAGGGAGGUGAUUGAGAAGAAACCAGAGAAGUUUAAGAUUGAGUGUCUCACAGACAUAAAGCAGCUAUUCUACCCCAACACUGAGCCUUUCUACGCUGCUUUUGGAAACAGAGCCACGGAUGUGUAUUCCUAUAAGGAGGUGGGCGUUCCUCUGAACAGGAUUUUCACUGUCAAUCCCAAGGGGGAGCUCAUACAGGAGCAUGCCAAAACCAAUAUCUCCUCCUUUGUGCGUCUGUGCGAGAUGGUCGACCAUGACUUCCCGCUCCUAGCUCGAAAUGAGGGAGCAGACCUCCCCCGCUCCGACACCUUCGACCAGUGCUACUGGAACAAAGAACUUCCUGAAGGGAUCUACAAACAAGAUGAAGACCCAAAGCCUCUUCAGGCAAGCUGAGGAAGCCCCUUCCCGCUGCGCCCCAACGUGUGGUCGUUGGUUUCAGGGGUCGUUGUGUAGCCCAACCCGGGUUCACAGGAAAUGAAGCACUGAUCCAAGAACUGUUCCUGAUGAAUGAAUCAAGCUUCAUGGCUUCUUCAAGGAUCAAAGACUUUAUGAAGAUGGGUAACUGUGACUACUGAUUCAAGUAACUCAAUGUGAUUUCAAUAUCCUAAAUUAACAAACCACCUUGCCGUCAUUCAACAUAGAGGACAUAAUUAAUCCUAAGGGGUCAUUAAAACUGACUGUUUUGUUGGAAAAAAACCAUAACAACCCAAAAGAAAUGUCUGAUGAAUUUCAGUAGCUGCUAGGAAGUAUUCAACUGAUGGUUCCGCCUGGUAAGCGCACAACAUAGACUCACUUUCAGCACACUUUCAAUCUGCACUGACUCACAGACACACACACAAACACACACGGAAGUACAUCAUGUAAAUGCAUUCCAUUGCAUAACAUUGCAGAGCAUGAGUAAGUAACCCUGACUGUGGCUGCUUCCCAUCGUCUCCUUCAGCCUAUACCACUCUUAAUUCACACUGGUGUUUGCAAGAGGGUGACAAUGAUAAGGAUUAUUUUUAUUUGUUUCACCAAUAUGGCUUAUAUAUUCUGCUAUCCAUAUGGAUUCAUCCUUACUAUUUUCCCCUGAAGACAAAUAUUCAUUAUAAGAAUGAUGCUAUGUGAAUUACAUAGGCAAUUACUUUUGCAGAAAUGUAGCUGUAACAUUUUAAACAAAGCCCUCCCAAAAGUGUUAACAAGAUAUGAAUUAUACAAUUCAGCCAAUCGGUGCAUUACUCAAUUUUGAUCUUGGUUUUGGAAUGAACAGUGGCUUUUAUUUUACCCAUCACAUGCAAUAUUUUAGCAGAUAGUAAACAGAGACCUGGUUGUAGUUUUACCUGGUCCAGUCUAGUGGCUUUAGUAAUCUUUUCUGACCUCAACUAUAAAAGAUAAAGCAUACUUUACUUCAGAAACACCACAUUGCAUUACAGUGAAACCAUCCAGUACAAGCAAAAACAGCACAGAAGGUGUAUCCAGUGAUCCCUUCUGUGCCGAGCACCGUUGCAGGUCCAGAGAAAUGUGUGUGUGGUCUUCUGACCGUGCUACUGUGAAAAACAUUCUAACUUCAAUACCCAAGAUAAAUGCAGGUCAAUGCAAAUACCAGUGUGUGUUCUUUACGUCUGUUUUUAUAUGUGCAGGUUAACCAAGGUGAUAGAAUGUAGUCUAUACCUAACUCAGAGUGUAUGUUAUUAUAGUAACUAAUGCUCAUCAAUGCAAUAACUGCUGAUGCUCGUACAGGACUGCGGUAAGAUGUAGUUUUUAAUGCACAGAACAGUAUACUUUUAAUGUGCAGCACUUAUUUGUAGAAUAAGGAGAACAGUAUAGUGAAAUACCGUUCACUCACAAACACAUUUAUUUCAACUGUUUGUACAUUUUCUUUUCAUUUGUAAUCAUGUGUUUAUGUUUCCAUCCAUUGAUCAAAUAACACUUACUGUACUGCCUUUAUGCAACAUGGAAGCCUGUGUGUUUAUUUUUACCACAUGUCUCACUAAAAUUGGGGGAAACCACUCAUGAAUAACGUUAUCUUUUGUGAACAUAUUUAAAAAGCUCCGCUAAUCUUUUGAGAGCUGAUAUAUUGUCUCAAAUACUUUGUUACUGGUUCCCAUUUAGGUGUACUCACAGCUAUUGUGUUUUAUUAUGAAGCUGUUUUUAAACCAGCCCAGCUCAGUCCUAUAUUGAGAAAAGAAAUGAAAUCAAAAUGCCACAAGACUGAAGAAGUCCUAUGAAUGAUUGUCUCUUAUACUGCUAUAUAAUCUUUGUGCAUAGGUAUGUCUACUGCUGUACUGUGAUUGACAAAAAGAAAAACUAAUGCGUUAUGAACCUUUAAUCUAAAAUGUUUGAUUUUGAAAUGCCUUUGGGGAGUCCAGUGUUCGUUGUACCAGAGAAAAGACACAGAGGACGCAUGCUGUUGUGAUUCUAAGAUGUGAAUUUAUGUGGAUGUUAUGACGAUUGUCACCUUUGUAGGAAAGCACAUUGCCCUCGUAUUGAUAUAAGUAUGUCAAACAUGCACAGGCGUGAUACCUUGUGAUUAUUUAAGCCAAACUUUGAUCUGUGUGAGGUCAUUUCAUUUGAUAGUCGUGAAAUUGUUCCUUUAACUAAAGCACAGAGAUAUACUAAAUGUACAACUUCAUAUGGAAAUAAGAAGUAAGAGCUGUUUUUGCUUCUUAAUGAACACAAUGCUCCUCCCAUUUUUUUAAAGUGAAUCAUCUGUGUAGGUCAUUAUCACCUGAUUCUUUCUGUGAAAGAUCGUAUAAACUCUUGACCAGAUGUGCAAUCUGUCUCUGUGUUGACAUGGAUGUUGAUCCGGUUUGCUUUCCCAUGUAAACAUUAUGUUCAGGGCACCUUGAAGCAGUGUUCAAGCUAUUGUCCACAACAUGGUUUGAAUAAAUCUGUACAAUAGACACAUUUUUCAAUAAACUCAAAGGUGAUUGCUA